Cheilinus undulatus (humphead wrasse) is the source of this 5975-nucleotide messenger RNA. RefSeq names its product chromosome 15 C2orf69 homolog (gene c15h2orf69). Bases 277 to 1275 code for a protein of 332 amino acids. Gene Ontology annotation, cellular component: mitochondrion. The transcript has 3 exons. Lineage: Eukaryota; Metazoa; Chordata; Actinopteri; Labriformes; Labridae. The record is from RefSeq and is a predicted model, not a curated record.
ACCACAACCAGAACUGCUAGAGUUAAAUUACAGCAUAGAGUUUGUAAUGACGCUGCUAAAAUGAGAGUAUCGACUGGAAGCACAAAAUGAGCCAUGAUAAGUAUUUUAGCUAUAAAGUGAUAAACAGGCUCUUGUUUCGACGUUAGUUAGCCGUUAGCUGCAGAUAGCAUGAUGCCGUUUAACUAGCAUAGUUGUUAGCUAGUUGACAGCAGCAGCAUGGAGCAACUUAUCUGCGUUUAGAAGCAAAGGCCCUGUCAUUUUAUUGUUUUAAAGUCCAUGCUAGCUGCUCGAGCAGUUGCGGUGGGCUUCACUCUCUUAUCUGUGGCCAAAACGAUGACUUCUGUGGCAGCGACGACAUCCUCCGAGCUGCAUGCAUCAGCCAACCCGGAUGCACGCACCGGGAGCCCGCAGCGGAGGCUCCAGAGGCUUCCUGCUGUACCUGGACGACACCCGAACCGAGUGAAUGACCUGCUGCUUCUCCGGCCUGAAACAGACAACCAUACUGCAAAGGAGAAGAGCAACAACAAGCAUGUGGUGUUUUUCCACGGUGACAUUCAGAACUUCCAGGAGGAGAUGGCUCUGCAGCCAGAGGGAUCUCAGUGGCUCCGCUGGAGUCUGGAGCAGGUUGCUCUCACGUUGGGCCGACGCUUCCCCGACUGCCACGUUUGGGUGGUCCGAGCCUCCCGCAUGUACCUCCACAAGUUCAGCUGCUACCACAAUUUUGUUGAGAGCAACAUGUUUGGAGCGCCUGAGCACUCGCCGUAUUCUGCUAAGUUUGGAGCGUUUCUCCACCUAAGAGCCCUGCUGAGCCACGGCAUGGAGCGAGCCGACCUCCCACACCCCCUGCAGCCACAGGGAGGUGCUGACAGCAUCCCCUCAGGCUUCUCCCUCAUCCUUGUGGGCUUCAGUAAAGGCUGCGUGGUUCUGAACCAGCUGGUGUAUGAGCUGCCUGGGGCCCGCGCAGACCCACAGGUGUCCCACUUUGUUAAACGGAUCACAGACAUGUUCUGGCUGGACGGGGGGCACCCAGGAGGCAGUGAGACCUGGGUGACAGACAAACAGGUGCUGAAGGAACUGGCGUCCAGCGGGGUGUCGAUCCACGCCCAUGUGACCCCCUAUGAGGUGUGUGAUCCCAUGAGAGCCUGGGUGGGCCGCGAGCACGCACUCUUCAUUAAGACCCUGGAGGAGUUUGGGGCGUGUCCCAGUAAGAAGCUGCACUUUGAAGAUGAGCCCCCCUGCAUCGAGAACCACUUUAGGGUCAUCCUGGACUUCUGAGCUCUGUUAACACGAGUCUGAGCGAUUAUCUGAACUUCUCUGAGCGCUUUGGGUUAUUUAUAAGAGAUGGAGUGUCUUAUUUGCUGCUGUUACCUCAUUUUUCGGUGAUCUGAGGGCUCAGAGUGAUGGAUGGAUGCUGGUUUGUUGUACUUUCUAAAACUAACGUGCACUUGAUCCCAGCUUCAGUGAUUCCCUGGUAACGUGCUGCAUCCCAGUCCCCCAAACUGGCCCUACCCCUCUGUUAAAGAGUGCUCCUGUGGCUAUGAUGCAACUUUUCAUUUUAGAGUUAAUAUAUAAUGGUCCUCUAACCCUCUAACAGAGAGUUUUUCAUUCAUCAAAAACACUCCAAAAAAAUAUGCAGAAGAAAAUUUCCACAAUGCAUUCAAAAUGAAGUAGUGUAAACUAAAGUUUUCAAAGUUUUAGAUGCUUUGGUGCCUAGCAUGUGUUUUAAAAUAAUCUCUGUUGUUUUAUAGAUAGUAAGGAAAGAUACCAAAGCUCUAAAAAAUAUUCAGAUCUUCAAUCAUAUAUGUAUAUUUUAAAAUAUUUCUUUUGAUUUUCUUUUUUUUUUUUGCAUUUAAUAGAGAUAAAUAGGACAGUGGAUAGAGCCAGAGAGUUAGGAAUGACAGACGGUGAAAGAGCCACCGGCAAGACUUGAACCUGGCUGUCCGUGUACAUGGGGCACGACCUAACCACUAGGCCAUCUGCGCCCCAGAUCUUCAGUCAUGUUUUAACCUAAAGCUGAAGUUACAUUUAUACUCCUUAAAAAACACAAAAAGAGAUCAGAUGAGGUGACACUUCUCUGAAUCAGCCAGUGUGUAUUUGUCUUUUUGACAAUUAAAGACAAGAAGGUACCCAGUAUUGGGUUGCUAGGAUUUUUUUUUUUCUUGCCAUGGUAUGAAAACAGUAGGGCUGAACGAUACAAUGUUUUACAACAACAAUGUCAAUGGGCAAAUGCACACUUGUCACAUUGCAGGAUGUGCAAUGUCAGUCCUAUGACCUGAAGCGUGUCAUGCAAUCCAAAACCUGAAGUUUUCUUAUUUUCACGACUAGUCUGUGAUAAAAGUCUGUCUCGUAUCAUUAUUAUCAGUCAGAGAGCAGUUCAUAAUUAGUCUACGUGUAAAAACAUAUAGGCUAGCACUGCAGUGUCACAGAUACACUGGUAUGACUCUUGAGGCAGACUAAAGCCCAGUUCAGACCAAAGAGUUGUGACGCAACAAGACUGUUAAAGAUUGUUGCUGGUGAAAGUUGCAGCAGUCUGAAUCAGGCCGUUGUUGCUUCAAUGGUCUGGUUGUCCCUACUAUAAGCAGGAUGCCAUCCUGGUUCUUGUUUAUAUACGGUCCAUAAUUUGCAAGACGUGUCCAUACAUUAUUUUGAAGUUCUAGGUGUGUGCUGCAGUGUCACGGUCAUAGUUUAACAAUAGGUACACUGACAGAGCUAGUAAUGUAGACUAAACUUAACUGAAUGGCAAAGUAACACAAUAUCAAGCAACAAGUUUAUAACAAACUGGACUACACUUUUCAUCGACCUUCAUGUGUGUGUAUCAACGCUGCUGUCAGAGGGCUGACCCAGUGUGUGAAAUUUGAAAUCUAAAUUAUUUCAAGACCCAAAUAAGAAAAAUCGAGUCAAUAGUUGUUUGACUUUUAAUUUAAUCAAUGUACAUAAAAAGUCAGAGCAAUUAUCAGGUUUAAUUUCCUUUUCUAUAUGUAAAAAAAAGAAAAAAAAAAAUCACAGUGUAUAUCACAGAAAGAAAAAUUAGCCAACGUCAGUUUUGUCCAGUAUCGUUCAGCUUUACAACACAGGCAUCAUGGCUUUAACUUGACUCAUAUUGAAGUUUAAAAGUUGUUACUAUGACAACCCUGGAGUAAACACAACUCGGCUGCUUUUGCCAGAAGCAGCCAUGUUUUGUCUUGGAAUGUUGUAGGGAUGAUAUGAAAGAAAAGAAGCUCUUCUUUAAAGCUUUUUAAGAUUUUUUUCUUCAAUAAUGAGGAUUUUUUAGUGACAGGACAGUCUAUUUUGUAAGAUUAUCAAUAAUAGUAAGCAAAUGUUUUGUUAGCAAGCAAGUCAACAAGGAUGUUCUUGUUGACCUUUUAGGUAAAAGUUUCUUUUAUCAGCACAUUUUUAAAAUAUUUAUUUUGGGGCACUUUUUGGCUUUAUUUAGAUAGUAUGAACAUUUACUUUAAAGCUGAAGGGUUUAAGACUUGGAAGAGAUAGAGAGUGGGUAAUGACAUGUGGGAACGGAGCAUUUGCUUUGAGGACCGCAGCCUCUGUUAAUGGGGCGUGCAGACAUGACCACAGCCUUACAGUUACUUGCAUGUUGCAUGUAUGAAGCUUAAAACAUCUGAUGUAACCAAUGAUUGAUGGACAGUCUCCUGGGAGUAGAUUUGACUUUUCAACCCAGUAGAGGACACUCUAAGACGUGGGUUAGGACCAUGAGGGGAACAUUGUUUUGAACCCUGUUGGCUCUGAGUAAGACCCCAUUAUGUAUGAAUAUACUUUUCCCUUCUCUUUCUUUAAACUUUUACAUUUGAUUCACUCCUUAAACUUUAAUUUUGUCUCCUUUUAGAAACUUUUAGUUGCUAGGGAGUUGUUGAUUUAGAAACAUGAGUGAUUCAUAUUGUUUAAGUUAGGUUGCACUUAAAAGGAAUCUAUAAAAUGUGUACAAUUAUUAGUAAUUGUGAUUUAGUUUAAUUGUAGAUUUCUGUGAUUUUUUUGUUUUACUUCAUGUUUGUUUGGCUAAAGCUUAUUUCUCCUUAUACCUGCACUUGUAGGAGCGACUUUAAGACACCUGAAUGUGUAAACUUCCUGUUUCUCAGAGGAGAGUCUUGAUUGUAUUCAAAUUUUUGUAGCUGGUUAUUGAAGCCAAAUACAUGAAGUACUAACAUGCAAUUCCCAAAGUAGAUUGUUCUGAAGCAAUUUUUAAUCUAAAAUUUCCAUUGAUGCUCUUUAAAAAAGAAGCAGUGGACAGAGGAACUUCACUUCAGAUCAGCCCAUUGUUUCCUUGAUUGCACCUUUAAUGGGUCGGCCCAAGAUACAUCAGAUAAAUAUGGAAAAUAUUAUCAGGACAUGAAGUCUGAAGUCUUGUUCUGUUGCUACACAGAGACUUAACUGCCCUUAAAACACAGAUUAAGGAGACUGAAAAUCUUCAAUGUGAAAGGCUGAUAAAACUUUAUAUAUGACAAUGAAUCAUUUCACUGAGAGUAACAGCUCUGGUUGUCUCACCUUAAGGUUCAUUCAGCAGCUGGUCUGGAGCUUCAGAUCAGACCAUUUCUGGUGAUAUUUGGACAGCAGCUCUUUUUAGAGCUCUAGUGGAGCAUUUGAACAGAAAAUGAAUUAAACUACAGCUUUCUUUGGCACUUUUCCUCUCAGACAUACACUAUCUACAUCCUGAGAAGCUCUCCUUUUGUUAUACGGUGCACUCUACGAUCUUUUUAUUAGGUAUACUUGUUCAACUGUUUAUCAUUGCAAAUAUCUCAUCAGCCGACCACAUGACAGCAGCUUAGGCAUGGUCAAAAUUUGCUCAAGUUAACAUCCUGAUUGUCUGAUUAGAUAUUUGUAUAAUGAGCAGUUGAACAUGUACCUAAUUAAGUGAUCGGUGACUGAAUGUCACCUUUGAAAUAACAAACUGCAAGGUAUUCUACUUUUUUCUUUUAAAUUCACCAAAUUAACUUUAAAUAUAACAUUGGCACUUCUCUUUCAGAAAAGUGUAUUUUAGUUAAAGAACUUAGGUAAAAAGAAGCACCUAAGUUAAAAGAUACAUCUUCAUGUUUUCAUGUUAAACUUUUCCUCAUGCUGUCAGAAACACAUUAGCAUAAAGUAUAACUGUAUAAACUUGGUUCAUUGCAGUAUAAUUGUAAAAAUAUGCAUCCUUGCUGUUUUGUGGCAACGUGGCAGCAUGUGUAAGUUAUUCUGUGUGAUCUCUGUGUAACCUUACUGAGCUUUUGCACUACGCUGAUGAAGGCUGUACUGCUGAAUGUAACUUCCGAUCAUUCCAUUGUGUUUACAUGAUGUUGCUGUUUUAAAAAACAAAAACCCACAGUGUGAGGAGUGUAGACGCACUAUUUUAAAUCCUCUGCUUCUCAGUUUGUUGACUUCAUAAUCCUGUUCUGUACAUGUAAGAGAAAAAACGACAGAGAAAUGAGUCUAUAAAAAGUCAAAGAGAAAUUCACAUGUUGGUCUUGUUUGCAUAUUUUGGGUUCUGAUAGAUGGGCUGUACAUUUAGAGUUCAGCUGGCAGCUGAAAAUGUCUUGCAGUACCAAAUUUAUUAUCACUAAAAGAGCUUGGUUUCACCACCAACAGGCUCAGAUUAUCUGUAAUAUUUGAAAGUAUUUAUUGAAAGAAUCACAAAUGAUAGAUGAAAUCCUUUGAAUUUCAAUUAACAGCCAUAAUGCUGCUCUGAAUAACAGCACCAAAAACCAUUAACAAAAAUAGGAAUUUUACCUCGCCAACUACCAUAGAGGUUAAUGGCUCAGUUAGUUUUGUUUAUGUAUCUGUCUGACUGUCAACUCUAAGUAAACUCUGAGACAGUACACAUCAAAUCAGUUACAGCAUGGAAAAAAUAGAAGAUUUUUACAUCAGGACAGUAGAAAAUCCCUUGGCUGCAAUGUGAAACUAAUGUCACAGCAGGGUUUGGUGGCUUUGAAGAGAAGAUGUAGGGACUAUAAAAUAAUCUUAAGAGCAGAAUAAAACAUGAUGUAUUUAUU